AUGCUUGCACAGAAUCAGGUGCCCGGUCUAGUCCCGGACAAGCUGGUUCUCUGUCCCCCUGCGUCGACCUGCGCCUCGCUCGCCAUGUCUGCCGCCUUGGUGCUCGUGGCCGUCCUCCUGGCGCCCUCCUGCUCGGCCGCCCCCGACCGACGGCGCCUGUCGGCCGACGGCUACUACCAGUUCACGGCCCUCGACGACCUCGGCCUCCCCGUGCUGUCCUUCGUGAGCACGUCGGGCGGCGUCCAGGCGGUCCUGCCUCCGGGCGCGGCCACAGAGACGCCUCUGGCGGAGGGCCAGGUGAGCAGCGGCGCGGCCUCGGGGACGGCGAAGCCCGACGGCGCCGUCGUGGACGAGACCGUGGAAGGCGUCCCGAUCGGCAUCCCUUCGGCGUCCGUGGGCGAGGGGCCGGUGCGGGACGUCGUGCGGCCCACGGCGAGGCCCGCCCCCGUCAGGGACGUCCUGGUGGAGGUCCCUGCCGGGGAGGUCGCCCUCGUCAACAUCACCGUCGUCCAGAUUCCUGCUGGGGGAGGCGCCCCUGGGACGGGCCCGGUGAGGGACGUCCUCGCGGGCGCCACUCCCGUCAUCGUCUCCUCUCCCGAAGGCGUCCCCGUCGAGGCGUCCGUCGUCGGCGCUCCCCCUCCUGUCGCCCCCCCCUCCGGCGACGUCUCUCCCGAAGGCGCUCCUGUCGAAGGGUCCGUCGCCGUCGUGGAUCCUGCCGUCGACGAGGCUCCCGUGGAGGCUGUCGUGGUCGAGGGGGCCCCCGAGGGCGCCGACCCCGUCGGCGAGCAGCACCCGGCGGGCGGGCCGGACGGGGAGCUGCCGGCGCGCGGCGCGGGCGGCCAGUCAUCCGAGGAGGAGGACAAUUAGCGGGAAUGACGCCCUCUGUCCAGUUGCGUUUCCUUUUUAGCGUAGAAGAUCCAUUUAGGAAAAAGAUUAGAGGGAAAAAGAAAGGUUUGGUAAGAAGAAAUAGCAAAGUAUAUGAAAUAAAUGAAGUACAUAGGAGGUUA
Molecule: messenger RNA, 1007 nt
Organism: Penaeus chinensis
Lineage: Eukaryota; Metazoa; Arthropoda; Malacostraca; Decapoda; Penaeidae
Product: calphotin-like
Exons: 2
Coding region: 1-867 (288 amino acids)
Source: RefSeq, a predicted model, not a curated record